AGCCCUGUGGGUAGAGACCUGUGGGUAGAGUCCUGUGGAUAGAGUCCUGUGGAUAGAGACCUGUGGGUUGAGUCCUGUGGGUAGAGUCCUGUGGGCAGAGACCUGUGGGUAGAGACCUGUGGGUAGAGCUGUGGGUAGAGACCUGUAGGUCCUGGUCAAAGUAGGGCACCAUUUCAGAUGGUCAAUUCUCUCUCUUCCACCAGGCAGACAGGCCCUAUGUCUCACCCUCAUUCCCCAGCACCCUCUUCAUCACAGAGAGUAGUUAGUGGUGUAUGACGGUCUCUCUUCAGCCCCCAUCACAGAGAGUAGUUAGUCGUGUAUGACGGUCUCUCUUCAGCCCCCAUCACAGAGAGUAGUUAGUCGUGUAUGACGGUCUCUCUUCAGCCCCCAUCACAGAGAGUAGUUAGUGGUGUAUGACGGUCUCUCUUCAGCCCCCAUCACAGAGAGUAGUUAGUGGUGUAUGACGGUCUCUCUUCAGCCCCCAUCACAGAGAGUAGUUAGUCGUGUAUGACGGUCUCUCUUCAGCCCCCAUCACAGAGAGUAGUUAGUCAUGUACGACAGUCUCUCUUCAGCCCCCAUCACAGAGAGUAGCUAGUCUCUCUUCAUCUCCUAUAACAGAGAGUAGUUAGUCUCUCUUCAGCCCCCAUCACAGAGAGUAGCUAGUCUCUCUUCAUCUCCUUUAACAGAGAGUAGUUAGUCUCUCUUCAUCUCCUAUCACAGAGAGUAGUUAGUCUCUCUUCAUCUCCUAUCACAGAGAGUAGUUAGUCUCUCUUCAGCCCCUAUCACAGAGAGUAGUUAGUCUCUCUUCAGCCCCCAUCACAGAGGGUAGUUAGUCUCUCUUCAGCCCCCAUCACAGAGAGUAGUUAGUCGUGUAUGACGGUCUCUCUUCAGCCCCAUGUCAGUAGCUGAACCUCUGAUUGAGGAGGAUGUUCUGCCAAGUAGAAACAGAACAGUAAUCAAUCGUCUUUUGUUCCGUCAAUUCCACCUCCUUUAGAUGACUCUGGCUAGCUAACUUCCUGUCUGAUUACCCCGCUGUCUGUGUCAGUUGUGCCUCCCAAAUGGCACCCCCUAUUCCCUAGAUAGUGCACUACUUCCUAUGGGCCCUGGUCAAAAGUAGUGCACUAAAUAGGGAAUAGGGUGUCAUUCGGCACGGACCCUUUUUCUGUGUCGGUUCCGUAACGGUGUUGUGUUCCGUUCACCUAAUUGGGUUCUUUGUUACCCUGGGAACCACACAUUGUAGAAAGGUGUCAUGUCCUUCUGUUCUGCUCUGUUCUGAAGCACUGCAAUGUUAACACCACGGUCUAUUCAACUGGCACAGACAGGUCCAUUAUGCUGAAGCUGUGAUUAUCUGUUACUACUGCAAAGAUCAUGUAGCACAACCUGUGAAAUAAUUGACAUUACAAAAUACUAAUCUAGUCACCCACAACCAAAUGAGUUCCUAAGGUUGUAACUAACGAGCACGUCGAUGAUGAUUGUCUUCCUCUUGUUGUUCCUAACAUGCUGACCAGACCCGGACACUUCGCGUGCGCGAGCUUCGCAAAAUACUUUUAGAAAUACAUGUUAUUCAAUUAUUGCGCCCACACUGCUCGCGCGCGCCAACGAGCGUCUGCGACGCCAAGGGCUAAAAUAGAAGUCGUUCCUAUUUCUGACGCAGAUCGCACUGCAACUCUUGCCUCUCCCAUCUCCCCGUUGGUUUAUAGAAGCAGGUACCCACGUGCCAUCUCCCCGUUGGUUUAUAGAAGCAAGUACCCAUGCGCCAUCUCCCCGUUGGUUUAUAGAAGCAGGUACCCACGUGCCAUCUCCCCGUUGGUUUAUAGAAGCAGGUACCCACGUGCCAUCUCCCCGUUGGUUUAUAGAAGCAGGUACCCACGUGCCAUCUCCCCGUUGGUUUAUAGAAGCAGGUACCCACGUGCCAUCUCCCCGUUGGUUUAUAGAAGCAGGUACCCACGUGCCAUCUCCCCGUUGGUUUAUAGAAGCAGGGACCCACGUGCCAUCUCCCCGUUGGUUUAUAGAAGCAGGUACCCACGUGCCAUCUCCUCGUUGGUUUAUAGAAGCAGGUACCCACGUGCCAUCUCCCCGUUGGUUUAUAGAAGCAGGUACCCACGUGCCAUCUCCCCGUUGGUUUAUAGAAGCAGGUACCCACGUGCCAUCUCCCCGUUGGUUUAUAGAAGCAGGUACCCACGUGCCAUCUCCUCAUUGGUUUAUAGAAGCAGGUACCCACGUGCCAUCUCCUCAUUGGUUUAUAGAAGCAGGUACCCAAGUGCCAUCUCCCUGUUGGUUUAUAGAAGCAGGUACCCACGUGCCAUCUCCUCAUUGGUUUAUGGAAGCAGGUACCCACGUGCCAUCUCCUCAUUGGUUUAUAGAAGCAGGUACCCACGUGCCAUCUCCUCAUUGGUUUAUAGAAGCAGGUACCCACGUGCCAUCUCCUCAUUGGUUUAUAGAAGCAGGUACCCGCGUGCCAUCUCCUCAUUGGUUUAUAGAAGCAGGUACCCACGUGCCAUCUCCUCAUUGGUUAUACCCACGUGGGUGAUUGAAAGACGAACUUUGUUCCCGGUUGUCGUGGUAAUACAAUGAAAGUUUAGAUGCGAUCACCAUAUAAGUUAAACGAUGAAAAAGCCUGGAAGGAGAAGAGAUGACUAGAAACGAUUCGGUUGGCCGUUUUAUGUGUGGAUUAAUUGUCGGAGUAGAGGUCCUUGUGCAUUUCAGGUAAAAUAACAACUCGAUGUUUAUAUCCCAGGACAAAUUAGCUAGCAACAGCAAGCUAGCUAAAUAGGACAAAUUAACGUUAGCUAGCAAGUGCAAGCUAACUAUCUAAAUUGCCAUACAUGUUUAAUGCUUUUCGACCUGUCCCCAAAUUAUUGUCAUUGGUUCAGAGUUUGUUUUGAUAUUUUAACCUGCGUGUCGUGAUCGCGUUUGGUGUAGGGGGACAAAAUAAAUGUAUGCACAAUAGCGCACGGUAGCGCACGAUGGCGCGCGCAGCCGGUUUGGGUUCCGUAUUAGGUGCAGGUCUCUUUAAGUGUGUUUUUAUAAUGUGUUUAGGAUUGUUGUCUCUGUAAUCAUUGCUGAUGCUUGUGGUGAUCAAACAAUUUACCAAGUUGGCAUCAAUGAAGUUCUAUUCUAUUCUACUCUACUUUACUCUACUCUAUUCUACUCUACUACAUUAUAUUAUACUCUAUUCUACGC
This is a messenger RNA of Salvelinus fontinalis (brook trout), 3183 nucleotides long. RefSeq lists its product as uncharacterized. The record is from RefSeq and is a predicted model, not a curated record. Lineage: Eukaryota; Metazoa; Chordata; Actinopteri; Salmoniformes; Salmonidae. The transcript has 2 exons. Bases 1558 to 2574 code for a protein of 338 amino acids.